AUGGCGCGGCGGAUGAAGCGGCCCGUCAGCCGGCGAGAAUACUGGCGAGUGCGUGCGAAAGCGCGGCGCACGCGUCGCGACGCGCAGGAGGUGAGCUUCGACAGCAGCGUGUUGUGUCAGAGCUGCGGCUUUAAUGUCUACGUGCAUGAGCGGGCGGUCGACCUCUCCGCAGCUCAGAUGCGAACGCUGCGGGGCGACGCGUGCGCUCUUCGCGCACGGCAUGGCGCCGCGUCCUUCUUCCUUCCGCUCUCAGCUGCCGUCGACCUCGCCAGCGAACCGCGCCACCCCGCCUCUCCAGGCUGCUCUCCGGCCUUGCUGCGUUACGUUGCACAGCUGCUGCUGUCCGAGCUGCAGGACCAGCAGGACCGAGCCCGAUUGCACAUCGCCGGGCUCCUUGACGGCGGCACCUGCGGCGCCGAGUUUUGGGUGCAGCGCCGCGCGGCGGGCGAGCACGCGAUCAACUGGCACUGGGACAAGGACGAGUCUCUGCUAGACAGCAGCGGGCUGACUGCCCACCCGCUCGUGUCGACGGUGACCUACCUCACGUCUGGCGGCGCGCCCACGGUGGUGCUCGACGCGCGGACCGACGAGCACGGCCGGCUGCUGCCGCCCGGAGACGGGUCGUGGGAGGGCGGCGCCAUCGCCGCGACCGUCUCGUACCCAAAGUCUCGCCGGCUGCUCCGCUUCGACGGGCGGCUGCUGCACGGCUGCCCGCCGCAGCUGGCCGGGCCGGAGGCGGAGCCGCGCUCGCACGGCGAACGCCUCACGCUGCUCGUCAACGUCUGGGUGGGCCACCGCCCGCUCGGCCUGCCCACCGCGCCGAGCGAGGCGCUCCUCCGCCUGCUGCGCUGCGUGCCGGCACACUCCGGCCAGGUGCUCGCCCUGGACGCCACCACGCCUUGGAACCGCCUCGACGUCCCUCCGGCGAGGCAUGUCGGCCGCAGCUCGGGCGAGCGGCUCGCGGCGCCGGUGAUGGGAGGGCGCGCCGAGCUCCGCUUCGCGCUGCCAAAGCCGAGCACUGCCGCCGAGGGACGAGGCGUCGUCACGUGGAAAGACGUAGGAGUGAGGUUGGAGGUUGCACAGCAAUAA
Molecule: messenger RNA, 1089 nt
Organism: Emiliania huxleyi CCMP1516
Lineage: Eukaryota; Haptophyta; Isochrysidales; Noelaerhabdaceae
Exons: 3
Coding region: 1-1089 (362 amino acids)
Source: RefSeq, a predicted model, not a curated record